AUGAAAUGGCGCGACUUGAAUUUUGUUUUUCAGGAUUGCUUUGUCUCUGUAAGUGAAAAAAAGGAAGCUGUUAGGAGGCUGUUUCAGCAGACCAGUAGAGAGAAUGAUGGCUGUUUUGGUACUUCAAGUGGAAUGCGUCCUUUUCAGCUUCAAAACUGGAAGCAGAAAGUUAGUCGGACUAGGAAAACAGAGUUUAUUCGCACAGCAGAAAAAUUAAAAAAUCAAGUUAUUAACAUAGAAAAAGAUAAACACAGUCAUUUCUACAACCAAAAAAGUGACUUCAGAAUUGAGCAUAGUAUGCUGGAAGAAUUGGAAAAUAAAUUGAUUAACAACAGGAAAACAGAAAGAGCAAAAAUUCAGCAACAGUUGGCCAAAAUACAUAAUAAUGUAAAGAAACUUCAGCAUCAGUUGAAAGAUGUGAAGCCUACACCAGACUUUGUUGAGAAGCUCAGAGAAAUGAUGGAGGAAAUUGAAAAUGCAAUUAACACUUUUAAGGAAGAACAGAGGUUGAUGUAUGAAGAACUUCUUAAAGAAGAGAAAACAACAAAUAAUGAGUUGAGUGCCAUAUCAAGAAAAAUUGACGCUUGGGCUUUAGGUAAUUCAGAAGCAGAGAAAGCUUUCAGGACAAUGUCCACCAAGGCUCCUGCAGACAGAGUAGCAAGGACACUUCCAGAAGAAGUGAUAGAUUUUGAAAACUUCCUUCAGCAAACUGGAGGGCGACAGGGGGGCUGGGAUGAUUAUGAUCACCAGAACUUUGUAAAGGUGAGAAACAAGCAUAAAGGGAAGCCAACAUUUGUGGGAGAAGUUCUAGAACACCUUCCUGGAAGAACACAGGAUGAAGUUCAACAGCAUGAGAAAUGGUAUCAAAAAUUUCUGGCCCUAGAAGAAAGGAAAAAGGAGUCUAUUCAGAAUUGGAAAACUAAAAAGCAGCAAAAAAAGGAGGAAAUUUUGAAGUUAAAAGAAAAAACAAAUAACAUACCUGUGCUUUAUAACAAACACGAAGAUACUCAGAAGCAAAAAGAGGAACAAAGAAAGAAGCAGAAAUUGGCUAUUGAAGCUUGGAAAAAACAGAAAACUAUAGAAAUGUCAAUGAAAUAUGCUUCCCAGUUAAAAGAAGAAGAGGAGAAAGAAAAAAAGCAACAGAAAGAGCGUAAGCGCCAGUUUAAACUAAAAUUGCUACUAGAGAGUUAUACCCAACAAAAGAAAGAACAUGAAGAAUUUUUGAGACUUGAAAAGGAGAUAAGGGAAAAAACAGAGAAGGCAGAGAAAAGGAAAACUGCCGCAGAGGAAAUUCCCAGGUUUCAGGAAAGAGAUUUACAUAAACUUGAAUUAAAAAUUCUGGAUAGACAAUCAAAAGAAGAAGAAAAGGCAGAAAAACAAAGAAGACUGACAAAAUUAAAAGAAAAGGUGGAAAACAAUGUUAGUAGAGAUCGCUCUAGGCUUUAUAAGCCUACCAAAGGUUGGGAAGAACGAACCAGAAAGAUUGGACCCACAGGCUCUGGGCCACUCCUCCGUAUCCCACACAGGGCUAUUCCAACCUGGAGACAAGGAAUGCAGGAAAGAACAUAAGAUAAUGAAAUUGGUAUUUAGUUAAUGGAGAAUGUUAGCAUAUUCACUUACAAAGAAGAGAGUGACUUAACCAUGUUUUCUUACACUGACCUAGUCAGUUGUGCUAUUUGUGAAUUGACAGGUAGUAAGUAGCAUUACCAUUAGUAAUUCCUGUUUAUACUGAGAGUAUUUAAUACGUAUAUUUGCCUAUUAUUUAUGUAAAAGUUUUUUUAUAAGUUUACGUUAUAAACAUUAUUUCAUUUACUGAUUCAGAACCUUUCAAACACUGUUUUUGUCAUGGCAUAGCAAGAUAGACAAUCAGUAACUUUUUUAAGCUAAAAUUUUUUAACAUUGGUAACUUGGGGGUAAUUGAGUAACAAAUGUAAAGUUUUUUGGAUUAUGAAAUAAGUUAGCACUUUUCUAAGUACAACUUAACUAGUAGUUUGUCAGUUGUUAACUUUUGUGUAAUAUUUUGUAUCUGUUUGAAGCAUGCUUUGUUUUAUAUAAAAUUUUAAAAAUAUGCCUCUCAUCUCUUAUAAACCCUGUUA
This is a messenger RNA of Condylura cristata (star-nosed mole), 2096 nucleotides long. It is a transcript of the gene CCDC112, whose product is annotated as coiled-coil domain containing 112. The transcript has 10 exons. The record is from RefSeq and is a predicted model, not a curated record. NCBI's taxonomy places the organism in Eukaryota, Metazoa, Chordata, Mammalia, Eulipotyphla, Talpidae. Bases 1 to 1569 code for a protein of 522 amino acids.